CAUAAACUUGGUAAAAAAAAUUAGGGUAAUAGCUCACAUUUAAAAAUUGAGCGUGUAGCUGGGAUCUUAACGGAAGGUUGGAGGGUGAGAGAGCUAACAAGAGUCAUUAGCAUCAAAGAUAUACUGAAUUCCAUUCGCUUCCAUUCCUUCAACCAAAAAACAUGAGUCAAUUUGUUCAAGCCGAUCUCAACUAGAAAGCAAGAAUUGAGUGCUUCAGACCCAAACAAUUAUCUGAAUCACAGCCGAAGCUGAAUCUGUCGUGGAAGAUCUGAACUUGCGCAGUGUCAAUCUGGAAUGCUUCAGCCAAGAUCUCAUUAGGGACAGAUGGUGAAGAUCCAAACAACGUUGUUGCAAUAGAUUGUGUACCAGGAUACUAGUGGUUGACUUCGCAGUAAGCGUAACACUUUGGAGUUGUUCAGUUCGUCAAAAUUCUCAGUGGUGAUUCUAAAAGUUAUUUCUUUAGGUUAGAAAGGUGUAUUGUUCAUCUGCUUGAUAUUUAUUGGUCACUGAAUACCAGAAGGUUCUGUCUGGAUUUUGAAUAUGAUUGACAUGGCAUGGAUUAGCGCCAUGUUACUUGGAGCAGGAUGCCUUGCUUUGGGUUAUAUUAUUGGUGUACGACAUUGUUCUUGCACUUUUCUUUCAAACAGAGCAUCUGGUGAUACUGAAACUAUAAAUGAUGGGAAAAAGAGAAAAGGGGUCAAGCAACCUCUUGAAGUAGAAAGGCUUGCUGAGAUCCUUGAAGAUUUUAAAAUGGUUUUGGUAGUCAGGAAUGACUUGAAGAUGGGGAAAGGGAAAAUAGCUGCACAAUGCAGUCACGCAACUUUAGGUCUCUACAAAAAGCUCCAUAAUAGGGCACCAAAAGCUUUAAAUAGAUGGGAGAUGUGUGGACAGGUGAAGGUGGUGGUGAAGAUUGAAAGUGAAGAUGAUAUGUUGGUUUUGCAAGAAAGAUCAAAAUCACUUAAUAUACCGACACACAUUACAAUUGAUGCUGGGAGAACCCAAAUUGCACCAAACUCGAGGACUGUGAUGGCUAUACUAGGACCGGCUGACAUGGUUGAUGAUGUAACUGGUGGAUUGAAACUUUUAUAGUCCUAAUGCUUUAAGGGCCUCUACAGUAGGGUACAAGAAUGAGAAAACAUUUUUGAAUUGAUGAUGAUGACGAAAAGAAUUGUUUUUAAGCUGUAUAACAUUUCUAUCAUGCAAUGCAAUUUUUAUGCUGAA
Capsicum annuum is the source of this 1221-nucleotide messenger RNA. Its product is annotated as peptidyl-tRNA hydrolase 2, mitochondrial. The coding region runs from base 541 to 1089 and encodes 182 amino acids. The record is from RefSeq and is a predicted model, not a curated record. Gene Ontology annotation, molecular function: peptidyl-tRNA hydrolase activity. Gene Ontology annotation, cellular component: cytosol; mitochondrion. Lineage: Eukaryota; Viridiplantae; Streptophyta; Magnoliopsida; Solanales; Solanaceae. The transcript is spliced from 2 exons.